AAUGUGACGGCGUCACUGACGACAUCAGCAGGCGACAGCAAUGUUUGCGCAGUUUGUUUUGGUGAAGAAAUGUAAAUUAAAUGCUGUUGAAUCGGUUUUCCCCCCUCAGACUGGUUUGGGAGAUAAAGUGGAUUAGAAUUCGGAUUAGCUUUCCAUCGCCCCAGCUCACGUCCGUGUUGUUUGUGUCCUAGCUAAUAUUAGCUGUUUAAUUUGGGCCGUUUGUUUGCUUGUUUGUUAAUGGAAGUUUGUGGAGGUGCGCUGAUGAGCGGCAGCAGCGUUCCGGCUUUUCUCACCAAACUCUGGACCCUAGUGGAAGAUCCUGAGACGGAUUCUUUGAUCUGCUGGAGUCCGGUUCGUUUUUUCCAGCUAGCAUGCUAACUGCAAACACGUAACAUGCUGAAAGGAAUGGAGCCAGCUUCCAUGUGUUCGAUCAAGGUCGCUUCUCCAAAGAAGUUUUACCAAAAUACUUCAAGCACAACAACAUGGCAAGCUUCAUCCGCCAGCUCAACAUGUACGGGUUCCGUAAGGUGGUGCACAUCGAACAAGGUGGGCUGCUGAAACCAGAACAAGAUGACACAGAGUUCCAGCAUCCGUUUUUCAUCAGAGGGCAAGAACACCUGCUGGAGAUAAUCAAGCGCAAAGUUACCAAUGUGGCAUCUGCGCGUCAAGAGGAAAUGAAGCUUUCCUCAGAAGAAGUGAACAAGAUGCUGAGUGAUGUCCAGCUGAUGAAAGGAAAACAGGAAACCAUCGACUCCAGGAUCGUAGCCUUGAAACAUGAGAAUGAAGCUCUGUGGAGGGAGGUGGCCAUCCUGAGACAGAAGCACUCCCAGCAACAGAAAGUCGUCAACAAGCUCAUCGAGUUCUUGGUGUCGCUUGUCCAGUCCAAUAGAAUUAUGGGAACGAAGAGGAAGCUUCCUCUGAUGCUGGGUGACACAAGCUCCACCCAUUCCUUGCCAAAGUACAGUCGUUCCUUUUCCUUGGAGGCCCUGCAGGCAGCCACAGCGCUCUCUACUGCGACCAAUUUGUUACCUGCUUCAGACUCACCUGUCUCAUCUGGACCAAUCAUCUCUGACGUCACAGAUGUGGUCAGUCCUGCAGUUGAGGAUGUGGACAGUGAUUGGACUGAUGCAGGAGUUGCUGAAUCAAUCAGUCUGAAGUCAGAGCCAUCCAGUCCCGAGGUGGAAGUGUGUCCUGUCUUGGAGGGUGGACUGACAGCUGUAGACACGCCCCUCUCUCCCACCACCUUCAUCAACUCAAUACUGCAGGAACAUGAAGAAGCUCCCAAUCAGAACGUCUCUGCAUCGGCCACACCUGUUGCUUUGACAUGUCCCACCUUCACUGGGCCACACCUACCAAUUUCAACCAGCCAGUCAACUGUUUCCGUUACCAGCCCAAACCCUGCUAUCAGCUCUGCUAAAUGUCAGACUGUAGCCUGUAUCGACAGGUCAGAGUUGCUAGAUCACGUGGACAGCAUUGAUAACAUUCUGGAGAAUCUACAGAGCGUUUUGAACACACAGACCUUCACAUUUGACGCCUCUCCCCUCAUGGAGUUUUUUAGUUCCUCGGGUGCCAGUGGGGACUUGGACUUGGACAGUCUGGACAUUUUGCUGUCUGACAGCGCUCCCAAUGGAAGUGACAAGUCUGCUGACACAGGGAAGCAGCUGGUGCAGUAUACACCCACGCCCCUGAUGAUGCCUGAACCAGUCACCUCAGAGGAGGAUGGGGUUGACCUGCCCUCCCUGUUGGAGCUGGAGGCGGAACCUUUUUCCAGCACUACGGAGGACCUGCCCACUGACCCGCUGACCCCAGGCGACCUCAAACCCCAGAACCAAUUGCAGAGCAAUCACUGACCUAGCAGCUUACCCAUACGCUGUCGGUCAUGUUAAAUCCCGCAGACAUUAGCUGUUAUGAUGGAAACAUUAAAAUUCCUUUAGGUUCGGGCUGAUGGGGCGGAGGU
Thalassophryne amazonica is the source of this 1957-nucleotide messenger RNA. It is a transcript of the gene hsf1, whose product is annotated as heat shock transcription factor 1. The transcript is spliced from 14 exons. The record is from RefSeq and is a predicted model, not a curated record. Bases 483 to 1850 code for a protein of 455 amino acids. Gene Ontology annotation, molecular function: DNA-binding transcription factor activity; sequence-specific DNA binding. Lineage: Eukaryota; Metazoa; Chordata; Actinopteri; Batrachoidiformes; Batrachoididae. Gene Ontology annotation, biological process: regulation of DNA-templated transcription.